UAAUGCAAAGCGAUCGAUGCAUUUUUCAGUUCAGUUUGCGCACAUAGCGCGAGGGGUUUUCAUGAAAGAAUCAAAAUUUAUCAGUGUUGACGUUUGAAUCUGACUUGCGCCCUCCGUCAAAAUGCAGCUCCAAUGGACUUUAGUGCUGUUGCUAGUCCUUACAGUGUAUUUGUCAUGGCCACCCCCUCCCUUGCCUGACGCAGCCAUCUCCUUCAGACAACGCGGGAACUUCUUUCAUUUCAAGUCGAGCAGUUCUGGAGAAUUUCAUCGUGUGUUUUAUAUAGACACACACGGUGAUGGACCCCAGAACAGAACAGCGGUGCUGUUGCACGGCUUUCCAAUGGGAUCUAUUGACUGGAGCUUGAUGCUGCCAGGCUUGCAGGAGUUGUACUCAAGGAUUGUCAUCCCGGAGGAGCUUGGGUUUGGCUUCAGCGACAAACCGGCGUUCUAUGACUACACCAUGGAUGGCCAGGCGGAGAUCGUCGAGGCGUUGCUGCAUCACCUCGGCGUCGACUCGGCUCACGUGCUCUCGCAUGACAUUGGUGCACUGGUCGGACAGCAGAUGGUUGUGCGGUCUAAUGAGCGCGAGUCUAGGCAGAGCACGUCUCUUCGUCUGCAGAGCUUCACCUCCAUCAAUGGCCCGUUGUAUCUGAGCCUGGAUAACCAGCUUGCCGUUCAGUAUGUGAUUCACCUGCCAGUAAUCGGAUAUGCCCUGUCUUUGUUCGGUUUUGAGGGGUUGUACCAGUUCAACCUCCGUGCCAUGUUUGGAGAGAAGAAUGUAGACGAGGCAACCCGCAAUCUCAGCUAUGCAAUGCUACGCCACAAGGACGGUCACUUGGCCCAGUCAAAGAUAUUCCAUUACAUGAAGGAGCGCGAGUGGUACGAGGCUGCUUGGAUCGCCGCACUGAAUUCCACAUCUAUACCAGUUAUGUACGUGUUCGGCCCCGAGGACUGGUUCCACGUCAGAGCUGGAUUUGAGCGGUACCAGCGAGAAGUGCCACGGGCCAAGGUGGCUGAGCUGGCUCGUGGGAUUGGUCACACUCCGCUGUGGGAAGCCCCGCAGGCCGCCGUGGACGUGCACCGCGACUUUCUAGACAGCGUUCAGUGAUACGUGUGCUUUACCCACGCUGCUGAUCAACACUCCUCCAGCACUCUGCCGGUGGUUGGAGGGUAAAAUAGUUACGUGUCGUCCGUCUGCUCUGCCGGUUGUACAGGAGAAUUUACAGAGUGUGUACGGGCAGCAGCCACGUCUGUUGUUCGUGGAUGCCGCGUAAGUUUGGCGUGUGUGUGUGUGACAACAAACCUGUGAGCUCCCGCUAAAAUAGGACAGCUACCAUUGCUUUUUUAAUAGAGGACGGCAACAGUAGAUACAUGUAAACUCCUGCAAUGGUGGGUUGUUUGAUGUAUUACUAUAAAGCCAAAUUCCUACGCCACGGGGAGUGCUUUUUACAACACAGCUACUGUCCGUGUAAUAGUUUCGUACCUUAGGACAUAUCCAUUCUGUUCUGCUUGCCUUGAAGCAGACCCGGCUGUCGUAUCAUGACAAUCAAACACUGCUACCGGGCAUACUACACGCAGUGGUCAUCAUGUAUAAGAGGAAGGACCAACGUGUUACGAGUUAUGACUAACCGUUCACCAACUCGUAACGUUCUUGUCCUUCCUCCUGUACAUGACUCCUGUUGGCUCAGCAUCCGAGUUUAAAUAAACCCAUGUAGUAGUCAUGGAAUUAUGCAAUACACACCUGAUUAUUAAUUAGUAGCAUACCGGUAUGAUGAAUAUGUUAUCCCGAACAACACACACACACACACACACACACACACACACUGCUCACUACUACACUAGUUUUUACUCUACAACCGCCGUAGAGUUGGACUAGUAGAGGCUUUUGCUUGCUGACCACGACGCUUCAAUUUCAUACUACCCGUAUUGCCAUUUUCUGCGAAGGCCUGCCAUGCUGUCCUAAUUAAUUAUUUUAGUUUUUUAAAGAAUUUCUUUGCACGUGCAUUCUAUUAGGAACUAGAAACAAUAAAGUGAAGCAAGUCACAUGUUCAUAGGCUGGCGUCCCAUUCCCCUUCUAUCAUGACAUUCAUGCGCAUCAUGGGCCAUGCAGAGUAGAACGAUGGAUUUUUUUAAAAUAAUUCCAUCGUUCAAGUCGUUGCACAUUUAAAAAAAUUUGUGUGGAGUUACCAUGGUUACGGAAAACAAUGGAGGGUGCCUUCACUGUACAUUCA
Sycon ciliatum is the source of this 2231-nucleotide messenger RNA. RefSeq names its product mesoderm-specific transcript protein-like. Bases 122 to 1108 code for a protein of 328 amino acids. The transcript has 11 exons. The record is from RefSeq and is a predicted model, not a curated record. Gene Ontology annotation, molecular function: epoxide hydrolase activity. Lineage: Eukaryota; Metazoa; Porifera; Calcarea; Leucosolenida; Sycettidae.